Exophiala spinifera is the source of this 1389-nucleotide messenger RNA. RefSeq lists its product as uncharacterized. The transcript is spliced from 3 exons. Bases 1 to 1389 code for a protein of 462 amino acids. Gene Ontology annotation, cellular component: cytoplasm. The record is from RefSeq and is a predicted model, not a curated record. NCBI's taxonomy places the organism in Eukaryota, Fungi, Ascomycota, Eurotiomycetes, Chaetothyriales, Herpotrichiellaceae. Gene Ontology annotation, molecular function: oxidoreductase activity.
AUGACAAGACAACACACCUUUAACAGCCUCCCCGCUCAUGAAACGUUUCCCAACCCAACCUCGACAGUACCCUGCUGGCGAACCGAACUCCAUCCACUUGACAACUAUCGCUCCACAGAAGAAUUACCAUCGACCUCGGACAUUGUCAUCAUCGGAGCUGGCAUGACAGGUAUCUCAAUUGCCUAUCAUCUUCUUCAAGAAACCUCGCCAGAGUCAGCACCUUCAAUCACCAUCCUCGAAGCACGGCAGGUCUGUUCCGGCGCCACUGGUCGAAACGGAGGGCAUCUCAAACUGGCGUCGUGGAUCGUCAAGGACAAACUGGAGCAAUGGAGCGUCGAGGCCUCAAGAGAACUCAUCAGAUCUCACCUCGCGCACAUCAUGGCGCUGAAAAAUGUGAUUGAGAAGGAAGAGAUUGAUUGCGAUUUUCUCGUGACUCGCUCUUUCGACGUCUUCAUGGAUUCCGGUGAGGCUCGACAAAGUGAAGGCAACUUACGCAUGUACAAGGAUAUGGCGAUGGACGAGCUCGAGCACGUUGAUCUCUUGGGACCCAAGUAUCUCGAAGCGGUCACUGGAGUCGCAAAUUCCAAAGGCGCAUUUUCUGUCCCAGCUGCGCAGCUUUGGCCAUACAAAUUCGUCACGGGCCUUCUGAACACGUUCAUCGACCGCGAAAACGUGAACCUUCAGACCACGACACAGGUCACGUCCAUCUCCGACCACCAGGACCCCAACGGCUUCUUCCGUAUCGAAACGUCCGGUCGAGGCACAAUACUCGCGCGUAAAGUCGUCUAUGCGACAAACGCAUACACUGCAGGCAUAUUACCCAUGUACCACGACACCAUAGUUCCCGUGCGCGGGACCGGAGCGCACAUUGUGCCGCUCCGUACGAGCAAAGAUCCCACGCUGGCGCUGCAACGCCGGGUCAACACUUACACGUAUAACAUUUUCCACCGGCGCGGACAGGUUGACCAUCUCGUCCACAGGCCUGACGGCGGCGUCGUUAUAGGUGGCGCAAGGGUUCUUUUCAUCGACGAUCCUGAACAGUGGAGCGGUGUGGUCGAUGAUGGGUCUCUGAUCCUACAAGAGCAAGUGACACCUUAUUUUGAGCGUGUCAUGACAGAACAUUACCAAGAUUGGAGGGAGUCGGGAGCCAAAGUUGACAAGCUGUGGACGGGCAUCAUGGGAUACACGACCGACGGUGCCGCUCACGUAGGAAACGUGCCGGGUCGUAAAGACCAGUAUGUAUGCGCCGGAUUUAAUGGUGCUGGAAUGGUGUAUAUCUUCCUCACAGCCAGAGGCAUCGCACGCAUGAUGCUGGGAACGGCUAACUUCGAAGAUAGUGGGAUUCCGCGAGUAUUCAAGGCCACGAGGGAAAGGCUGGAGAAGCAGUAG